AUGGAUGUUGAUAUACCUGCUAAUACUACGAUGUCUUCAUUCGAUAGCAUCAAUAUUCAAUUGCAGGGCACUAAUCAAACUAUCGAUAUUCUUUCUGAUGGAGUUUCAAUAUUAAAUGAAGAUAGAGAACGGCUUAGUCAGGAAUCAAUUGUUUUCAAUAAUAAAAUCGAAACAUUGACUAGGGAUUUUUCAACAUUGAAAUUAAGUAUUCAAGAGACAACUACUUAUUUAGAUGGAAUAAAACCUAAUCAAGAAAUUCUUUAUCAAGAAGUUACAUCAUUAAAACAAAAAUUUGAUGAUAUGCAAUUUAUUUCGUAUGACGGUACAUUAUUGUGGAAAAUAACAAACGUUAGUAGCAACAUGGCUGAUGCACAAUCAGAACGGCAAACAUCAGUUUAUUCGCCUCCAUUUUAUUCAUCACAUACCGGCUAUAAAAUGCGAGUUCGUUUAUAUUUUAAUGGUGAUGGAAAUGCUCGUCGUACACAUAUGUCACUUUUUUUUGUUCUCAUGCGAGGUGAAUAUGAUGCUAUACUCAAGUUUCCGUUCAAUUAUAAAAUGACAUUUUGUUUGUUCGAUCAAACCCCGAAGCAACGACAUAUAAUUGACUCAUUUCGACCGGAUACGAAAUCGAAUAGUUUUCAACGUCCACGAUCUGAAAUGAAUAUUGCAAGUGGUAUUCCGAAGUUUUGUCCAUUGUCUGUAAUUCAAACCGAUGGAAAUGCUUAUAUUCGAGAUGACACAAUGUUCAUUAAAAUUAUGGUCGAUUUUGGUGAUUUACCGAAAAAUUUAUUGCCAUUUGUAUUGGGUCUUAAUCCAGGAUUUCCAAUGAAUAUUCAACAGGCUAUUGUUAAACAGGAAUUGGAAAAGCAGACUCAACAAACAUCCACUUCAACAUCAACUUAA
Molecule: messenger RNA, 903 nt
Organism: Rotaria sp. Silwood1
Lineage: Eukaryota; Metazoa; Rotifera; Eurotatoria; Philodinida; Philodinidae
Source: the annotation of a GenBank genome assembly